Molecule: messenger RNA, 4735 nt
Organism: Strongylocentrotus purpuratus (purple sea urchin)
Lineage: Eukaryota; Metazoa; Echinodermata; Echinoidea; Camarodonta; Strongylocentrotidae
Product: UDP-glucuronosyltransferase 2C1
Exons: 5
Coding region: 1550-3166 (538 amino acids)
Molecular function (GO): UDP-glycosyltransferase activity
Source: RefSeq, a predicted model, not a curated record
AAGAGUGUCCCUUUUCUCUGAAUAGUUAACAGUGGUUAAUGUUUGCCCCACUAUAAUGCUCAGUAUGAUUGUGUCUAUUUUGGGUGAACAUCUAUCAUUAUAAUUUCAUGUGAUGACAAAUGGAGUGCUCUGAACGUGUUUGCCCUACGAGUUCUUGAUUAGCAGUGAGUGAUAUUAGGUUGUACGUGGUAAUCAUAUUCGUAGCUACAUGUGCGACGCCACUGAUUCGCAACGCCCCUCGACAUUUCAUGAUAUUUGUUAUAACCGCGGGUUGGAUUGGAUCAAGCAGGAUUGCAUGCCUUUAUCACAGAGAAAACGUAUCCCGGAAUAUUUCGCUCGGAGCAGUGUGUAAAUCUCAUCUGAGCUGCUUUUUUUCUUCAGAGGUGCAACUUCUAUAAUGUAAGCCGCAUAGUAUGUUAUUAUGCGGUGACUAGCUUGGAAUAUAUGUGAUCAUAUUAAACUCAUGGACCCGAAUUAUACUGUAAACCUCGGCCAGUCUAAGUUCUUUUGUACUAUAUAGGUCGAUUUUAACAAAAGCGAUUUUAUCCGAGGUCUCGUUUGCCUUUUCGGUAUUAUUAUAGUCACUGCUAAUAUUCUUUACACGUAGCGGUCCAUUGCGUGUAAAGCCUAUGGGGGAUUUCACCUGCCCAUAAGAAUAAUGACCAGUGGCUUAUUUCACGAGGCCAAUUUCUUUUGUCAAAAACAAGUUGAGAUCCGGGGCGUCGGGUUUGAUUAAAUCAGAAGAAUCCGGUCUCCUGAACACAAAAUCACAUUAAUGGUACAAACGUCAGCGAUGCUGUACAAUUGAUAUACCCUGUUUUCAAUUCGAACCAUUAGUACAGUGUCUGUUUAGAUGGCCAGAGCAAAAGAGAAGAGGAUCUUUCUGAUUGGAUGAAAUUGAUUCGCCGUCGCCACUUCUACCGUGAUAAACGUCUUCGAGGUUUGCUCCCAUCAAGAACGCGACUCUUGUCGAUGUAUUUCAUUUUCAUGAUGUGAUGUUUGCUCGGUGGUUAUAUGUCUUCUUCUUCCUUGGCUUUGUAAACUGUUUUCUUUGUGAACCGAGUUGAUCUGAAUUGAAUAGAACUGAAUAGUCAUUGGAAUAGAUAACGACAGCGUAUAGCGUAUACGAGACCUAUAUUCGUACGAAAGGCAAUCUAGAAUCUUCAGACUAGUUUACAUAGUCGUUUACUAGAUUUUUAAGAAUAUUAUUUUAUUUUGGAGUGUUUAAUACCAAGGCUUUUAAAACUUUCGACAACUUACCGAUCUCUUCUACUUCGGAUGAGCGAGUCCUAGUUAAAAUUCAACCAGGAGUAUUUUGGAGGCUGUCGAUCCAUACACCCCCAAGCUCGAGCUUAUAUACAGGGCCUGUCAUACUGUGGAGGAACAUUAUGUCGCAUUGUAUUUCUUGAUCAAAUAUCCCAAUUGCAGGCCCUAGUAUUCUGUACAGAACAGUUAUAUUCAUCGCGAACAAAAUUCAAGCUACGUUUUGAGAGAAGAAGUUUAAUUUUCCAAUUUAUUUUACUCGUCCAUCUGCACAUAAUCUAACAUCAUGCAGACUAAAUUGUGGAUAUCAUCGUUCAGCUGUGUCCUUGGUUUAUGUCUCUUUCUUCAAAGUAAUGGCAUUUGUUCAGGUGCCAGGAUUAUCAUUUCCUUGACGAAUGCCAUGAGCACGAAGAGUCAUAGCUUCAGUCUCGCAACAAUCUCUCAGGGUCUGGUAAACCAGGGUCACCAUAUAACGGUUCUAUCAAGUUCGAACAAAGGCACCUAUGGAUUCAAAGAGUCUGCCUUUAAUGAUACCUUGAUCUACAAGAUUCCCUACACCAUAGACGAUACGGAUUCUCUACAGGAUAAAUUCACCAGGGUGUCCUUCAAGAAAAGAUCCGUUCUGGACUACGCUGAGGUGCUUCCUGUUGCGGGAGAGUACUUCAGCGUCAUCUCCACCGGUUGCAGGAGUCUCUUUGAUGAUCCGUCGCAUCUGCAACGUCUCAAGGACCAAUCCUAUGAUGCAAUUGUCGGUAUUCCCUUCUGCCCUUGCGAUGCUCUCUUGGCAGAAUACCUGAACAUCAGCUUCAUCGCGUUCACGGCCACGUUCCGUUACGAAGCCUUCAAUGAAUUCACCCUUGGGAUACCGGCCCCAAAUUCCUACGUCCCUUUCCCUCUCAUGGAAGCCUUAACGGAUGAGAUGACUUUCUUUCAGCGCACCUACAACGCUUUUUAUCGCUUCGUCUUUGUCAAGUAUGUCCUCUAUGUCUGGUCCAAACCCUUCGUAGCGAUUCAGAAGGAACACGGCAUCUCCACACAUUUGUCCAUUGAUCGUAUCUCUAGCAAGGCCAAGCUUUGGUUGGCGCAUACCAAUUUCGCGCUGGAUUUCCCGCGGCCAACAGCCCCUGCCUGGAUACCAGUAGGUGGCCUCCUAGCAAAACAAGCAUCACCACUGCCACAGGACUUGGAGAACUUUGUCCAAGGUGCUGGAAAACAUGGAGUCAUCAUCUUCAGUUUGGGCUCCAUGGUGACGUCACUGAUGGAUGAUGAACUCAACGAACUUUUUGCCAAGGUUUUCAGCGAGCUUCCACAACGGGUUCUUUGGCGAUAUGUUGGACCGAAGCCUCGUAACCUUGGAGACAACACACGUGUCAUGGAAUGGUUGCCGCAAAAUGAUCUAUUAGGUCAUCCGCAGACACGACUCCUGAUCUACCACGGCGGUAUCAACGGAGUCUACGAGGCUCUCUACCACAAGGUCCCCAUGGUCCUGCUACCAAUCUUCGCUGACCAGCCUGCAAUGGGGGCUCGUGUCACCAAGAAAGGCAUGGGCGUGGUCUUGGACAGGGCCAAGUUGACCCACGAGACUAUCAAGAAUGCCAUAGAAGAAGUCAUCAACAAUCCUAAGUAUAAAACCAACGUCGAACACUACGGCUCUAUCCACCAUGACACCAUCGCUAGCCCGCUAGACACCGCAGUCUUCUGGAUCGAGCACGUGCUCAAAUUCGGAGGCGACCAUCUACGAUUACGAGGUCGCGAUCUAAAUUUCUUCGUCCUAAAUUCAUUCGAUGUUCUAGCCUUCUUCAUCGUAAUAUGCCUCGUCAUCCUAUACGUCAAUUACCUCAUACUUCGAACUUGCUAUCGGUGCUGUUGUGGAAGGGGAACUAGGAAACCAAAGUCAGAUUAAAAUUAUUUGUGUAACCAGUGGACCCCACUCCCAAGAAUAUAUUCGUCUUAAAUGUUGAUUUAUUUUUAAAAAAUUACUGAACACGGUUCAGUAUUAAAAAGAAAUUUAAUUAAUCAAUAUUUUGGCAGAAUAUGGAACAUGAGAUUGUAAAUAUUUAAUUCGAUGUUGACAUGGGUUGAGUUAUAAUAGUAGGGAAGAAUUUAGGUGCAGUGUAUCUGUAAAGUCUCCACGUCCUCGUAAAUUAUUGAUAUUGGUUGAUCAAUUGAAACAAAAUAUCAGGUGCAAUGGUAAUUUUCACGGAUAGUGUAGUCAUAUUUUUAUACAUGUGCCUUUAUUAACUUUUCCAUACAAAAUAUAACAGGAGCACAUGUUGCAUUCAUUGGAUUUACAUUCAAUGAACUUGAUGAUUUUUUUUUAAAAUACAAAUGUUCAUAAAAGUAAAAUUAUGAUUGCUGAAUUAUAUAUAAUGUCAAUGUUAUGAACAUCUCGUGAAGUAAUUCUUCUUUGAAUUCACCAACAGAGGUUCAAAGUACCUCCUCUUUUUAAAUGAAUUUCAACGUGGAUUUCUGGCAAGUUUGUAUUUUCUUCUCAGUGACCCUACUACAAGAAAAGCAAAUAGAAACAUUGGGACCACUUCAAAUAUUCAGGAACAAUCAUUUAAAGAAAUAUUACCAUUUCCUUGAAGUGUCAAACCAUAAUGCAUGUACAGCUAGAAACCUCUCAGAACGAUUAAUCCUUGAAAUAACUGCAAUCAUGACAAUAAUACUGAAGAAAGUUAUGUCCUUUUUAUGAGCUUUCUGUUCUUCCAAACGUCCUUCAAACAAUUCAAAUUUUGGAAUAUAUAAAAAAUUAUUUAAAUCAUUUGUAAUUGUUUGCAAUUAUCCGCAUUCGAAAGAGCAUUCAUUAGGUAAAUCUUAUCAGACAUAAACCAUGAACAAUUUAAUUCCUUUGCCAUUAUUUGUGCAAUGCGAAUCCAUGUAUUUGAGUGAAGUACUGUAUAUAACAAGACGUUUCUGUGUAGAUGCUUUGCAUUUUGAAAUACCACGUAGUUCCCAUAAAUGCACUGAUUAAAACUCCAUUUUAAUUGCCAAGUACAAUUUAAAAUCAUGUAAGAUUCAGCAAUAGUUUUUACAACUUUUUGUACAUUUUAUCGGAAGCAUAAUGACUAUACGUCGAGAAUCGUUACUGCUUUCUUGAUGUCAUUAAAGACCUUUUUUUUAAAUACAGACAAAAUGAAAGUACAAGGUGAAGUAAUAAUGAUGUUUUUAUAUUUCAGUUUCAAUCUAUCAUUUUAUGAACGCAAUUACUGUGCAGUGUUAUAAGUAAAUUAUUUUAAAUACACAACAUUAUUGAACAUAUUUUGUUUGAAUAUAUAUAAAAUCUUAUUUUGCCCCCCAAAUAUUCAAUUACAUUUAGACUAAGAGAAAAUGGAAAGCUGAAAAUUGGGGUUUCAAAUUAAAUGUGAUUGACUCCUGUGGUUUUCUUACAUUUUUUCGCUUUUCUUCACAAAUGUGCAUGAAUAAUUUCUUAUAAUUGUAAAAAUGAAUAAAUUCAUAUGAAAAUAUAGUA